Messenger RNA from Lotus japonicus, 816 nucleotides. RefSeq names its product non-classical arabinogalactan protein 30-like. The coding region runs from base 61 to 597 and encodes 178 amino acids. The transcript has a single exon. The record is from RefSeq and is a predicted model, not a curated record. NCBI's taxonomy places the organism in Eukaryota, Viridiplantae, Streptophyta, Magnoliopsida, Fabales, Fabaceae.
CCAAUUGGUAUCAUCUCUUGUAUCUGAAACUCUUUGUACUCCCUUCACUCCUCCAAAGAAAUGGCUAGCAAGAACUUCAUCACCCUCUCAACCUUCCUCCUUCUUCAGGUUAUCUUCUUCCCCUGCAUAGCAGCCACUGAAAAUGCUCCAAAAGCAAUAGAGAAGAAAGUGGAUGUGGUGGUGGAAACCACAGUCUACUGCCAGAGUUGUGAGCACUAUGGAACAUGGUCUUUGACUGGAGCGAAGCCAAUUCCUUCAGCUAAAGUAAGUGUUACCUGCAAAAACCACAAAGGUAAACUUGUUUACUAUAAGGUCUUUGAGUCAGACAAAAAUGGCUACUUAUAUGCUCAACUUGAAGAGUUCAAGAUGCAGCACUCUUUACUAGACCAUCCUCUUCACUCUUGCUAUGUAAAGCCUGUUUGGUCCCCUCUUGAAAGUUGCAACCUUCUUUCUAAUGUCAACCAUUCUCUUGAUGGAGCUAGACUUCGUUACCAGAACAAGAGAUUGCGUGGAAGUAAUUAUGAAGCUGUUGUUUACUCUGCUAGUCCCUUGGCUUUUCGCCGAUCCGAUUGUUCACACACUGCACCUCACAAUUAAUGUCAAACAACCAGGGUUUUAAACUAGGAUUGUGGUUGAAGCUGCAUUGACGUAACUGUAAUUGCGGUUGCGGAUCAUAAUUUAAAACCUUGUCCACAACUAUCUUUAAUCAAACAUUAAGACACACUUGAUAUUUGAAUUUUUGUUUUGUUAUUCCUUUACCAUUAUGUUGAUUUAAGUAUUCUAUAUGAAAUAUUGGAAUCGUUUCCCUCAUAUAAA